AUGGAGAUUCCGCCGCCGGUGGCUCGGGGACUAGAUUCUCACCCUCCUGGUGGUUUCCUAAAUAUUUUGAAGAGCACACCACAAGCUGCGAGCAAUGGGAGUUCAUCACAAGCAAUACAUAUUGAUGUUGACAACAAUACUAGGACUGAAAAACAGCUGACAUGGACAAAAAGGAGGAUCUUAGAUUGGAAUUACAUUGCUUGGGUGAAUAAUUCAAAUGAUCCAAUCCAAGCCAAUUUUAAGAAGAAUGAUCAAUCUUUGGAAAGGUGUUGCCGAUAUCUUGAAGAUGAGCUUAACAACUUUUUAGAUGCUCAAAAAGCAGCAAAUGAAGGGCGUGCAGAGAUGUUAGAAACACAAAGGCGUGUGUCCAGUGAGAAGCUUGAAUCUCGGAGGCUUGCUCACCUUGCAGCAAAAGAGCACAAGGAGGCAGUUAUGCUAGAAACAUAUAGAUCAUUAUUGAUGCAAAACACAACCGGAAUGCCUGAAGAUGUGAAAGCUGAGCAUAUGUUGGCAUUGAAGUGCCUGAGGGAGAGCUUAUUUAACAAAAAUGACUGA
This is a messenger RNA of Miscanthus lutarioriparius, 555 nucleotides long. Lineage: Eukaryota; Viridiplantae; Streptophyta; Magnoliopsida; Poales; Poaceae. The record is from the annotation of a GenBank genome assembly.